Messenger RNA from Fusarium odoratissimum NRRL 54006, 2581 nucleotides. RefSeq lists its product as uncharacterized. The coding region runs from base 129 to 1670 and encodes 513 amino acids. The transcript has 2 exons. The record is from RefSeq and is a predicted model, not a curated record. NCBI's taxonomy places the organism in Eukaryota, Fungi, Ascomycota, Sordariomycetes, Hypocreales, Nectriaceae.
UCAACCUUGAGGGGGCGACAUAUAUCAAUGCGGUUUGCGCUCCUUGAAAUUUCUAAAGUAGCUUGUUUAUCUAAAUACCGAUUCAACGACAAAGGAUUAUUCAGCAUCAUCUCGUUUUAGCGAACAAAAUGACUACGACUCGGAACUACAACUGGCAUCAAGUCAAGCCUGGAGUAUGGCAACGCCAUAUCGACGAAAUCGAACAAUUCUACUCGACGAUGGUUGUUCUCUACGAAGGAAGUGGUCGCAUGUUCUUUGGAAUGACAGGACAUGUUUCACUCUCCAUCAAGAACACCAGAGGCUUGUCGCAAGAUGACGCUGAGCUUGAAGUUGACAAAGCUUUGAGCAAAGCAUGGCUUGCACUCAGAUACGCUCACCCUACACUUGCAUCUCAAGUUACUCAGGACGUUGAGUCGGGAGAGUGGGUCAAGACUUAUAGAGAGCUGCAGGGAGAAGCAGAUAAGGACGCCUGGCUGGAGAGGACUCUUGUCCGUAUCUCCAACGGACAGACUGGUAAUCAGUGGGCUAACUCAGAUCCGCCUGCUCCAAACCUCCCGACCAUGUUUGAUUUACAUCUUCCUGCUGAGCAAAGCGCUGAUGGUUCGAUGACCAUUCGCCGAGACCUUGUCUUCCGCUCUCCUCACGAUGUCAUCGACGGCAUUGGAACUCUCAUGAUGCUCAACAACUUCAUAUCCCUCGCCUCAGACGCUUACGAGAAGGGCAAUGCCUAUGACCCCCCAGCCCUCGACGGCAGUGAGACUUCAAACCUUAGCCCGUCCUACCGAGUCGCCGCUCAAAUCCCCGAAACCCCCGAUCAGGCUCAACUGGAUAGACUUAAGGAGAUGGCUGCUCAAAAGGCCGCUGCCGCUUCUGAUCCCAACGUGGAGAUUCUUGCGCUUCCUUAUCGAGAGGGCGAUUUACUUCCGGGUCGACACCAGCGCUUGGCACUCACUCUGACCAGAGAGGAAACGCAACAGCUACUGAAGGCGUGCAGGAUGGCUGGAGCUACGCCAACACAUGUCUUCCAUGCUGCAGCUGCUAUGGUCGUGCGAGACCUUCAGAAUAAACCUAUCACGGUCAAGCGAGUUCGGUACAUCAACUACAUCCUACGCAACGAGCGCUCAAGUUGCCAAGAGCCAUACAACACGGCUCGACAUCCUGCAACUGUCUACCAUUCUGUCUCUGGCCAAAGCCUUGUCGUUGACAUGGAUCUCCAUCCAGCUUCCAUCAAACCAGACGCACAAACUCGCAAGAAAGAGUUUCUUUCGAUUCUUGAAAUCGUCAAAGACUUCUAUCUCACAGUCAAACAAGACGAGGAAUUCUACGUCCUCGCCCCGACGAUGUUCUCCCAAGCUACCCCAUCUCUACCCUCUGGCCCUCGUCCCCUGCCUGUGCCGGAGCCAAAUGCUCAUCCGUCCGUAUCGAUCUCAAGUAUGGGGCGUACUGACGCUAUCGUGGCACCGGAGGCGGGGGCGUUCGAAGCGAGAGACCCGUGGGUGACGGGUGAGGAACUGGGAAAUGGGUUGGGUUUGUUUCUCGGUACAUUCCAGGGAGAGCUUUGUUUGAGUGCUGCGUAUAAUGAUGCUUGGCACACAGAGACGGAUGCGAAAGAGUAUCUAGAGCGUUGUAAAGAUGUUGUGUUCUCAGGUCUUGGGAUCACUGAGCCAUGAGGUUAGUUUGGGGACGACGUCGGCAGAAAGGCAGAUCUGAGUUUGAGUGAGGUUAUCAGAACGUUCGAUAAUUUCCAUCUUCCGUACAGGUUUCUCUGGGAUUGCGAACAGGCUUCACUUCGUAUCAUGUCUUGAGUUGUCCAAUAUUCCUUUGAGUUCAGUCAUCAGAACAUUAGCUCAUGUGUAGACAAUGGGUUGUCAACUCAACAACAAUAUCUGUUUCUAGCGACAUGAUUUGCAGCCGAUUUCUUAUCUUGUCGUCGAUUUGAUAAGCGUCGUAUAUCAUGGUCGUUCGCGAUGACAAACGUCGAAGUGAAGUUUCUCCAGAUAUCUUGUAAACCAUAUUCGAUCGAUGUUUCUGAAAAGAUACUGCACGAGGUUGUCCGAUGACUGAACUAGUGAAGCUGACAAGUUACGCUUUGGGGCAGGUCUCUCAAAAAGGACCUUGAUAGUCGCCUGUGCCGCAAUCCAUUAUCAAACAACAACACCUCUACCCCUCGUAUACCGACUUCUCCUGGAACUUCUGUGGCAAUCCCCUCAUCACGCGGUCACUCCAAACAUCUCAUUACAAAAUCAGCAUAGCAGAUAUCGGUUUAUCAAGGCCCAAAACACCGUUUUCAAAACCCGCCACAACCCGCCUGAAGGAUCACCCUCUGGUAACCAACCGAAUAUCGUACCAACCGACCUCUCGCCUCCUGUGCAUAUGUAAUCUAUCCCGAUUGUGGGGGCGAUAUUCACGGGGAAGCGCAGUGUGUGUCCCGAAGUGGAAGCUCCCUAGACCCCCCAGGAACCUUUGACAGGCUGGGGUAAGUCAGGGUGACCCCGGCGAAAACCCGGAUUGGGGCACUUUUCCUAACUCUUGGGUCGGAGCUGAGUGAUAUGCUUGUUUGAUAGUGGCCAAUUGAUAUGGG